Molecule: messenger RNA, 2481 nt
Organism: Closterium sp. NIES-65
Lineage: Eukaryota; Viridiplantae; Streptophyta; Zygnematophyceae; Desmidiales; Closteriaceae
Source: the annotation of a GenBank genome assembly
AUGGCUGGUCUUUCAUUAGACCUCUCCCUCAGCCUACUCUCCUCUGCACCUUCCUCCUCUCCGGUCGAGGCCGUCACAAACCUACGGGAUUCUCUCUCCAGCCCGCGGAAGGCGAAGCGCCACUGCCAAAUAGAUCUUCGUCAGUCGCAACCGUCGCACGUCGUCGCGCUUCCCAUGAGGCACGUGCAGUCGCCGGGUCUGUCGCUAGCAAGCAGCCUUGACGCGGAGACCGUCACCGAGCCCGUCGCCGAGCCCGUCGCAGAAUCCGUCGCCGCGACGUCGCAGAGGGAUAACGUAAAUUCUUCCUUCCACCUUCUUGACUCAUCUCCCUCGUCGUCUCCCCCGUCUACCAGCUCCUUCUCACCCUCAUCCCGCGGUCCUUCCGCCUUCACCGCCCUCGCCUCCCUUGCGCACGCUCCGCCGUCCCACUGCAUGCCGGCGCUCACUCCGGCGCCUCCCUCCACUCCGCCGCCGCCGUCGCACCAGCACCGUGGUUGGUUCGGCUCCGCCAACCCCCCUGCAAGCUGCCCUCCCGCGAUCUGCCCUACUGCAAGCUACCCUCCCGCAUGUUGUCCUCCCGCCGCGGAAGCCGUCUGCGUGACUCGGCUAACGAUGCCGCCCUCCGCUUCUUCCUCCGCUCUUACCGCCCCGCAUCUGGCCACGUCACACUCUCAGCAGUCAACAGCUCCUGCGGCGCCAUAUGCACCAGUGAACCCCAGCGCGGAUUCGGGGGCCGCUGCAGGUCCCGUCGCGGCUCCAGCGCACCCGAUUGUCGCGGGAGCGGCACCGAUGGCUCCGACGGCGGCGCCGGCGCCACCGGCCGCUGCGCCGGGUCCGAAGAAAAGGAAGAGCAUGAAGGACCGGAAGUUCCGCGGAAUUCGCGAGCGUCUGUGGGGUCGCUGGGCCGCGGAGAUUCGGGAUCCCCGAACCAAGAAGCGGAUCUGGCUCGGUAGCUUCGACACUGCCGAGGCUGCAGCCCGAGCCUACGACGCAGCCAACCUCCGGCUUCGAGGAGCCAACGCCCGGACCAAUUUUCCCCAGCCCGAGCAGCUGGUUGCCUCGGAAAACAAUCCUGCCGCACCUCGCCAGAUCGAGGCUCUGCCGACUCCGAUGCUCGAGGAGCUAAGUCCAACUGCCGGAUCAAGCUCGGAUGGUGACGGCGAGAUCGUCGCGGGCGGGGAAUCGUCCGCGUUACAAGAGGAGGCGGAUGUGGUCGCAGCUGCGGAUAGCCUGUCUCUACUCGCCGCGGCGGCGCUUGCGGAAGAACCUGCUCCCGCGGCAGCGCCCGCUGCUGUGCCUGCACCCGCGUCUGCGCUUGCGCUCGCUCCUGCGCCUGCGCCUGCACCGUCAGGUCAGGCGGCUGUAGCACCAGCCGCGACAGCAGCUCCAGCGCCGGUGGCAGCUCCAGCUGCUGUGUCUCUCUCCCCUGCAGCUACGAUCGCUCCGCGUCCCACCCCUAUCGCGCCCGCUCCCGUUCAGUUCUCUCCGGGGCAGCCUGGGCCGUACCCGUUUGUGGCUGUUUCGCAGUGGCAGUACAACGCGCAACGCAACCCCCACCAGCAGUACAGCAACAACGUGCAGCAGUACCCGCGCGCGCAACAAUACCCCCACUCCCACUCCGCCCAGCCGUCCUACUACCAUUCGGCGCAAUCAGUGAAUGCUCGCUCCGCGCCUCACCAACAGCAGGCUGUAGCGGGAGCGCAGCCGGCGCUAGCCGUCCCAGCAACUUCCCCCUACCCCACCUUCCCCGGGUCCUGGGGACAUCCCAGCCAUCCCAGCGCAUCCGCCCAGUAUCAGCAGAGCCUGGCUCCGCUGUCCGCGUCCGCCUCCGCGCAACACGUGUCUCUCUCCGCGCCUGCGUCCGCCGCGCUGGCUGCUGCGGCAGCCGUGCCUUCGCACCGGUCUCAGGCGGCGUACCCUGUGUCGCAGCAUCCGCCUCCUCCCAACACAGGUGCUCCACGCACAGUGGUUGCACAGACAGUAGUCACUCCGCGUACUGUCACACCGCACACUGUCACAUCGCAUAAAGCGGCGCCUCUCAUGGGGCUGCUCCAGCUGCCCAAGUCUCUCACUGGACCAGUCCCAGCCGGCCAGCUGGCAAUGCCGGUGGCAGCAGCAAAGCCUGCUGCUGCUACUGCACAAGGAGCGGUUAUUGUGAAAGCAUUGCCAGGACCAGCAGCAAAGUCGACAGGAGCAGCAGCUGGAGUUGGAGCCAUGUGCACAUCUUUGGUUCCCCAGGAUCAGUCGCCGUGCACAUCUGUCCCUCCAUCGGCCUCUCUUCCUUCUCACUCAUCAAGCAGCAGUAGCUAUGCUGGAGGCUCGGGUGCGGAUCAGUGCACAGCUGCAUCUGCUGAUGGCACUGUUGCUGUUGUGGAUGCGUCCACUGCUGUGGCUGCUGCUGGAGCUGAUGGUGCUGCGCAGAGCGAGAAGAGCGCAAACAAGAAAGACGGCCGCACUCGGCUUUUCCGAGGUGUUCGCCAG